Messenger RNA from Cylicocyclus nassatus, 572 nucleotides. The record is from the annotation of a GenBank genome assembly. NCBI's taxonomy places the organism in Eukaryota, Metazoa, Nematoda, Chromadorea, Rhabditida, Strongylidae.
GCGAUUCCUGCGGCGCACGCACGCACGCUGCGUCCUGUGGCGUAGUAUGAAGGAAUUCCUAUUGUCAUAAAAACACAUGAAGUUUUUCCUGCUCCUGAGUGUAGUGCUCGUCACAGUUCAUGCGAAGAUGCAGAAUGUUACGGUAAAGGGCACCACUAUUUGUAACAAAAGACGAAUGGCAGACGUGCUAGUGGAAUUAUGGGAGAGAGACACUUUUGACCCCAACGAUCUUCUUGACUCAAAGAGGACGAAUAAGGAAGGCAAUUUUAUAGUGAAAGGAGGCGAGGACGAAUUUGGCUCUAUUAGGCCAUUUCUUAGAUUCACGCACACUUGCAAUGUGAAGCCGGGUUGCAAAAGGGUCACUGAGAUUGACAUUCCAGAAUCGAAAAUUGGCCUGAUGUAUGACAUGACAUAUGUGACGCUGGACAUUAUCUACCCUACAGACAAGGAAGAAUGCUAACGCGUACUUUUAGCAAUAUAUUUUGUUCAAGCAAAAUAUUUUGUACGAUUUGAAUGUUUAAACCCUUGUCAGAUAACACACAUAACCAUCAAUACGUUUCUUCCUAAAAAAA